Molecule: messenger RNA, 10861 nt
Organism: Talpa occidentalis (Iberian mole)
Lineage: Eukaryota; Metazoa; Chordata; Mammalia; Eulipotyphla; Talpidae
Gene: KLF12
Product: KLF transcription factor 12
Exons: 8
Coding region: 358-1566 (402 amino acids)
Biological process (GO): regulation of transcription by RNA polymerase II
Molecular function (GO): DNA-binding transcription factor activity, RNA polymerase II-specific; RNA polymerase II cis-regulatory region sequence-specific DNA binding
Source: RefSeq, a predicted model, not a curated record
AAUCUACUAUGUUAAUCAUUUUUAAGUUUACAAUUCAGUAGUGUUAAGUAUAUUCACAUUGUUGUGGUAUAUUCAGAAUGUUUUUACCUUACAAAACUGAAACUGUGUACCUGUUUAACUACUCCCCAUUUCUCUCUUCCCCAAGCCCACUGUCAACUACCAUUUACUCUCUCUUUCUAUGAAUUUCACUAUAUUAGAUACUUGAAGUCCCAGAUCAGCAUCCAGCAGAGUUGGUUUCUGGUGAUGACCCAGACUUGAAGGGAGUAACUAACUGCUGGUUUGAAGGGUUUGGAGGAGUCACUGAAGAAUCUUACCUGGGCUUGAAUGAUCAAUGUGACUCUAGAAACAAAUGGAUGAAUGAAUAUCCAUAUGAAGAGGAAAACAAUAGAGAAUAUCAACACCUUUGAGAACAGAAUGUUAAUGCUUGAUGGGAUGCCGGCAGUCAGAGUCAAAACAGAGCUUCUGGAAUCUGAACAAGGGUCUCCAAACGUCCACAACUACCCCGAUAUGGAAGCUGUUCCCCUGUUGUUAAAUAAUGUGAAAGGGGAGCCCCCAGAGGACUCGUUAUCUGUAGAUCACUUCCAAACACAAACUGAGCCAGUGGACUUGUCAAUCAACAAAGCCAGGACAUCUCCCACCGCCGUUUCAUCUUCCCCAGUUUCCAUGACAGCGUCUGCCUCCUCACCUUCUUCAACUUCAACAUCUUCAUCGUCUUCUAGUCGUCCAGCCUCAUCCCCAACUGUUAUAACAUCGGUUUCUUCAGCAUCAUCUUCGUCAACAGUAUUAACUCCAGGGCCCCUUGUUGCUUCUGCAUCUGGUGUGGGAGGCCAGCAAUUUUUGCACAUUAUCCACCCUGUACCGCCUUCAAGUCCCAUGAAUUUACAGUCUAACAAACUGAGUCAUGUUCACCGCAUCCCUGUGGUGGUACAGUCGGUGCCUGUUGUCUACACAGCUGUGCGGUCACCCGGAAAUGUGAACAACACUAUUGUAGUGCCGCUUCUGGAGGAUGGGAGAAGCCAUGGCAAAGCACAAAUGGACCCCCGAGGCCUAUCUCCCAGACAAAGUAAAAGUGACAGUGAUGAUGAUGACCUGCCAAAUGUGACCUUAGAUAGCGUUAAUGAAACUGGAUCUACGGCCCUUUCCAUAGCCAGAGCAGUCCAAGAGGUACACCCAUCCCCAGUAUCAAGGGUCCGGGGAAAUCGAAUGAAUAACCAGAAGUUUGCUUGUUCAAUUUCACCAUUUAGUAUUGAGAGCACAAGACGCCAGAGACGGUCUGAAUCCCCAGACUCCAGAAAACGGCGAAUCCACAGAUGUGAUUUUGAGGGUUGCAACAAAGUGUAUACAAAAAGUUCUCACCUGAAGGCUCACCGAAGGACUCACACAGGAGAGAAACCCUACAAGUGUACCUGGGAAGGCUGCACCUGGAAGUUCGCCCGUUCGGAUGAACUGACAAGGCAUUACCGCAAACACACGGGAGUGAAGCCAUUCAAGUGCGCGGACUGUGAUCGCAGCUUUUCCCGGUCAGAUCACUUGGCACUGCACCGCCGGAGGCAUAUGCUGGUGUGAGGAAUGCUACCUGUCCAGCUGAGCGUAAGAGCUGGAUCUCUUAGCGGCACCCAAUUCAGCAGGGCUGAAUCCCCUUCACAGUGUUAACGCAAAAGGGCAUCACCAUCCCACGAUGUCUGAAACCAGAGCAGGAAAAAGAAGUAACACUUCUCCUUUUGGUCUGAAGGUAACCCCCAUCACGACUACACGAGAAACGUCUUCACGCUGGCCUGGGAGAUCGGUGACACAAAUGCUGGAGAGACAGGCAUUGUUUUCCAUGCUGUGUACUCUGCCAUUUAAAGGUGUUUGUAGCUUGUACAUUUUCUGAGCUGUCAGACGUUUUGUUAUUGAUACUUUAAAGGUCGUCUACCACAAAUUGAUGGCUAGAACAAGACCUUUCAAAUUUGGAUUAUUCUCCCAUCAUCCCACCCCUUCGCCCCUUUUUACAAAAAGUGGUAGUUACUAUCAGAAUAAGAUAGAACACACAUCCAAUCUGUUACCAGCAAGCAGCAUGAAAGUAGAGAAGAAGCAGCUGUUGGAGAGGUUCCAUUACCUGAAAAUAAAGGGGACUCGGGCAGCCCUUUGCGAUAGUGAUGGCGGCGACUAGCUAUUACCCGCAACUUGUCAUUUUGCCAUGCCCCGAAGAAAACCAACAUUGAAUCUUUCAUUUGUUUGUCGUUGAUUGUUUUUGUUUUGUUUUGAUUCUGUUUUGUUCAUCUGUUCGCGCAGAGGGGCAGCGACAUUUCAGUCGGAGUCUAGUCCUGGUGUCUGCCCUGGCAUGGACUGGCACAGAGCUGUUCUGUAGUUGAAUAGGAAGAGCCUGUCUAAAAAACUACUGCCCCAUUUCAAAUUGCAGUGUUCUGUCACCUAGGCAUCAUCUCUUCCUGCCCCUAGUAUUUGAUUACAAGGAAUCAGGGGAAAAAAAACUUUCUUAGACACACUGGCACCAAGGUAAGAGGUGGGGCUGCCCGGGCAAAGUCAGUGAACAUGAAAAAUCAGACAAAGCAGAGAUGGAAAUAAUGCGCCUCUUGAGGAGAAAAGCAAUAAUGAAUAAAAGGACUUUCCUACAAUAACUUCACUGAGGACUCACGUUACCAAUUUUCAUGCUUACUAAAGGGAUUGUAAAAAACACCCCAGCAUUCUAGAUGUCUUGGUUACAUUUACAGCACUGAGGUAAUCUUUCAGCUGUUUGUUGUCCUGCUUGGUUGAGUACCACAAUUAAAGAUUAUGCUCCCCUUUUCUUGUUUGAAAACAGUUAUUUGGUGACUAGAAAGGCCAGGGAGGCAUAGCAGGGAAUUAACUCUUGGGUUAAUGGGUCAGUUCUCCUUGGAACCGAGACAGUGGGAGGGGAAUGCUCCCUGAGGAAAAGCUGACAUGGUGCUAGUCUCCUCACUUGGAGAGCCCAGGAUAAGUGACUCUCCAGCAGGUUCUUCUACCCAGAUGUCCUUUACUGAACUGGACCAGGACCCCGGGGUUCCGCAUUGGCCUCUGCAGGGGUGUCGAGCCCUCUCAUCUUGUGCUGAGGGCGAGAGGAAAUUAUAGUCCCGUCAACACCCUAAAAUUAUGAGCCUUUUUUGCAACUAGCAAAGUCUACAGUAAACAAAGCAAUACAUCACCAACAAGCAUUCUUUCAGAAAAAUUACCAUAUUUUUCCCCCACUAAAAGCUGUUUUUUCAGCUUUACGUGGCUGAGGGGCUUAGCGAGGUUUUUUGUUAUUAUUGUUGUUGUUAAGAUUUUUUAUAGCUUAGAUAGAAAAGGUUGCCAGCAUAGACCUUUGCAAUAUAUUUUAAUUACAAACACUUGAUUUGGGGAAUUGCACAAAUUAACCUCACGAUAUUACUAGCUCAUUUUUAAAUGUUUGAACAUUCUGAAAUAAUUUCCGGCUACAGAAUUAUCCUUUUUUAGGAUCGUCUUGUAAUUCAGAUAAUCUUAUUCUGAUGAAGCAAGAAAGAGCUAUAAACACUGAAACAAGGACGAUUUGUGUUGGAUGGUAUUAAAAGACAUUUUUUAAAUGUUCAAGCAACAGCAUAAUGAUUUUCAGGUCAAAUUCUGUCUUCAAAAAUAUGUGCUCUAUAUUUUCUGCCAGGUCUGAAAAAUUCAUCAGGCAAUUUCCCUCCAACAAGGGCUGCAGUUCUAUUGAUAAAUAGCUUCUUUGACACAAUCUACUUACUAAACACCAAGCACUCGGUUUUUUACCAACUGGAAAGUUUUUUAUCUGUACUGUAUGCAACUCCUACUUCUCAUUGCCUAUGACAUUCAAAAUAGAAAAAAGGCUUCUUGAUGCAUGCCAGCGUUGGUUACUAAUCAGUGGCAAAGAACACAGAGCAGGGAACACAGCCCUGAAGCCCUCUGUUGCCCUAGAACCUAGCUGCCAGCCCAGUAGGUGAGUCACUCAGCUGAAGUGUAGACCUGAUUCCAUUCUGCUGCUCUCAGAAGAAGGGCCAGACCUUUUCUUUGCUAAGCGAGGUCUUGAGAGUGUUACAGGUAGAAGUGGUUUUUAGGUUUCAUAGAACUGUCAGGCAGUGGGAGCUUCCUGAGUGACAGCUUGACUUAAAUUUAGCACAGAAUGAAAGCAGUUGCUGCUCUCUAAUAACAUAAGAAAGAUUCGGGGAAGUGGGUUUUCUCCUCACCCCUUGAAUGUGGAAACCAGACUGAGACAAUAGAUUAACUUAUAAAACCUGUCAGCGUUACACCAUUUCCCCUUUUUGACAUAUUGAUAUUUCUAAGGAGGAAUCCAAGCACAAGACGUGAAUGAGUGACUGAUGUAGCCCCAGGGCUGAAACUUAUUUGGGGCUGGUUUGAGUAGUAAAUUCUCCUUGAUGAAUUUUCUACAUGUGUUUCCCCAUGAAAAGGAAAGUGGUUUGGGAGAGAUGGAAUUGGAUUUUUAAGUAGGAAUAUCUUCAGGCAUUUCAUCUGAUGUCCAUUCUAGCCUCUUGAAAAAGCACAGUGGAUGAUGAACAGGACAGGACAGAAUCCAAAGGACUUGUCUGUGGUCUGCUAACUAGAAACAGACUUUGGUUUGCUACUUGAAGCCUUUUGAUUGGCGGCUGGGCACAUCUAUGUGCUGGGGAAUUCUGCACUAGAAAGGCAAAGAAGCUGCAGUAGGCCUGAUCCUCUUUACAUGGUAGAGAUUGAGCUCAAGGAAGGUGACAUUAUUUGAAAAGUUGCGCGGUUCAGGCUUUAAGGUUCUAAUAGGUCUCCUCCUCAUAUUCUUUAGUCAUUUGGGAAAAGAUUCACACUUCCCCAUCCUGUCAAUCAAGUGUGGAUUCUGAGAAGCCUGCAUGAUAACUUGUCUUAAGUUCUAUUAAGGCAUUUAGGCUGAAAAUCCUAAUGACUUUACCAGGAAGUCUAUACUACUGCCUGACAUUACUUUUACAAAACACUAUAGGACAUUUAUUUUCAAAAGCAGUUGAAUGACAGUAACAUCAACCAUCUUUAAAAAAAAAAAAAAAGCACUUUUCAUUCACUUUAAAGUUUAAGUGGAAAUAGGAAGAAGAUUGUUGGGGUGGGGGAGAGCUUACAAAAUGCUACAGUGUUUACAAAUGCCAGUUCUAGAUGAUUAGAAAGGCCAUUUUCAUUAUGGUUAAAAUUUGAAAUAGGUUAUAUGAAGAUUACAUCCAUUUUUAUACAGCUUUUUUAAACUUCAAAUUGCCACUUGUGUUUUAAACGGAAAUAGAAUUUUGCACUUUGAAAUCAGUUCAUUAGAUGAUAACAUGUAUAUGGAUAAAGAUGCAGUAUUCCUUAUUCUGUACUUCAUUUAUUAUACUUACCAAAGCUGCAAUUGAAUAAAUCUGGUGAGGUGAGGCCUUCAAGUGUAUUACGCCUUUGUUAUGUUAUUAAGACUGCUUAGAAAUGUAGCCUUGAAGUUAUUAUAAGGUGUCUUAAUAUUUAUAGUAAGCAUUGACAGAAUUUAAGCAGUGUUAAGAAUACCAGCAUUCUUGAUACAUUGAGUUACGGUCCUUCAUAUGAGAGGUUGAACGUGAGAUACCUUCUGAAUCAUCGUAGGCCCAGAAAGCCUUAAUACUCAUAGUCCAUAAUCCAAUCUCACAUUUUGCUCUUUACUAAUGCCUGUAAAUUUCAGAGGUAAAUGUAUUCUACAACUUCAUUGACCAAAUCUCUUCCUUCUGUCUUUCUGAGGUAGUUAGUAUUUCUCAUUAAAUAAUCUUUGGAUUUGAUCUGGUUUUGUUUAGAAAAGGGGUUUAGUAAGUCAUGUCUUCCAUUUACAUUUCUACUUAUCCCCAUGCUGCCUUCCACUUACUUGUCUAGGCACCCCGAAACCAUGCACACCUGUAUACACACUUGUAUAUGCAGCAGCCAGUGGGCUAAUAGAUGUCAACAAAGAACUUUUUUAAAAGAGUGAAUUUGUAAUAAUCCAUGCUGUUUAGAAAUGUAAGCUAUUUACCUUAUUAGGGAAUCAGCUUAUAAUGCUAUAUUAUGACUUUGCCUGCAUUUUAUAGUUGAGAAGUGUACAUAAAAAUUACAAAUGCUAUAUUUUCACAGUUUCAUUAUAGAAUAAUGUCUGUUUAGCAACCCAUGUCCAUUGGUACUUUAAAUAUGCUAAAUGCUGUGCACUUGCAAUAGAAAUUCAGAUUUUCAUAAGAAAAUGAAAUAGGAUACUGCAUCUUAAAAAAAAAGAGUGGAGAUAUUUUCCUGUAUUCGUUACAUAUGUCAUAGUGGAAAAAGUAUUUUCAGACUCACAAUUUUACAGAGGUUGUAAAUAGUUUGAUGAAGUAUGUUGGGGAAAAGAGCUUCUAGUUUUCAUCACAAUAAAAAUAAAAAAAAAACCUUGUUCAGAUAUGCCUUGUAUAUCUUACCAUGAGUGAUGUUGCCACAGGAACUCUGUUCCCAAGUCAUGUGGUCUAACACAAUGGAGUGGCCACUUGUCUCAGUUUAGCCAGGAUGGUUUAAAUCACAAUGAAGUCUUUUAAGUUGGAGGCAACCGAUUCCAGACUCAAAAGGUUUUUGCCUGUAAAGAGGAAGACAGUUGCGAAGGAUUUUGCUUGUGCUGAAGAAAAGCAUCUAGCAAUUGUUAUCUUCCUCCUCAAUGAAGUUGGUUAUAAAAUUAUACAGGUGUUGAUUCUUUUUAAUUCCAGAGGGAAUACUUUUAGGUAUAGCAACAUGUUGACAAGAUUAAGUGCUAUGGAUAUGGCCACAUGUUAAAUGAAUCUGUACUGGCAAUAACAAUAAGCUAAUGCCCAUUUUCAGAAAUGAAUUAAAAGCUGAAAGUGCCUGUCAAUAAACAUUAUGACCAAUGAGAUAUUCCUGUAAUUUUACACAGCAAUAAUUCUUCAUCAGACUGGGUUUUUCCUCUACAUUUGGGAAAUGUGCAUACACACACAGACACACACACACAGUAAAUAUAUGCAUAUAGUAAAUUACAUCCAUUCACACACCCACUAAAUUUUUUUUGUGUCUCUUAGGUAUACCUAAUGUUGUUUAUUUUAGCAUUUCUAAUUUAGUCACCCUUACAAAAAUGUAAGAAUGUAAAUCUGAACAUUAAGGUGAUCUUCAGUGUAUACUGUGGAGUGUGGCAAUUAUCAUUUUGAGAUAUAAACGUCACUGUGAUUCGCCCCAUACUUGUGAAGCACUGUGUGUGACUCAAAAAGUUUUGUUCAGCUGACAAAAGCCAAUUUAUUCAGAGCAAAACACUGAGGGAUAUUGUUUGUUUUGCUCUAUUUUAUCCACUAAUAUCUAAUAUACAAACCCAUCUCUGCAUUUCUUCUUCAUUUCCUUUCCCCUAAUAUUUCCUGUUAUCCUCUAAGAACCAUUUGAAAUGAAUAUUGACAUGAUUAUUUCUCCCUAAAAAGUCUAAUAAAGUACAACUGACACUUAGUAAGCCUAGCCUUUUAAUAAAGGUUUGCAGAUUUACAUACAGAAUUUCACAAUUUUUUCCUAUAAUUAUUUUAUUGCUAAAAGUGGAGUCAUGAAUAAAAAUUAAAAAUGUAAUUAUAGAAUAGACAAGCCCUGGAAGUACUCCAGCCCUACCGUCUCUCAGAACACAACUUCACCCAAACAAGCUGUGGAGAGCUAUCAGCAAAUCACACUCUUCCAGAGCCAAACAUUUGGUAAGAGCAACUUUAAAAGCAUAAUUGUGAUUACACACUCAGACUCUGGAUGUGAAGACUACCACAGUGGACACUGGGCCACACCCCAGACCACAGGCUUAGGAGACCAUCAACUGUUUCUCUUCAGAAUGGAGGAAAUUGGCCAGAAUAGGGUGUAAAAUGACCAAUUAAUUGUCAAAGGAGAGCUGCUGGGUUCCUUAAUCUCACCAAAGUCUAGUCUUCUAACCAGACUGCUUUCUGGAAGUUGUCUGAGAAUUCCAAAACAACUUGAAAGGUCAAAAAUUCAGCAAACCAUGAACAUAGUAGCUGUUUCUUAUUAAAUACUAUGUGCCAACAGCUACCCUAGAUGAUUUUUCAACACAUGACCUCUAAUAUGUACAAUGGUUUUACAUUUUAGAGUGGGGGACUGAGGCAUGGAGACUGUGACUGAGUUGUCCUUAAACCCAGAAAUAGUGAAUGGCAGAUCUGGAAUGUGAAUUAGCUUCUCUCUGGCUCUGGGGGCUGCAUUGUUCAAACUACACCACACAGGGCGUGUGUUCCCACCAGCCAGCUUUCUGUAUUUCUAACACUUAAAAUAGUUUUAUUACGGAUGCAUAGUCAACUAUUUUCCAAGUAAGAUAUAGGAACAUGCUAUAGCUCAUGAUCUGACAUGGGUACAGAAUAUUUGAAAUCAGUCACACGUGAAAGAUCAUUAUAAACCAACAGCAACAGCCAGAAGUCUCCCGGAACUUGUCACUCCCCUCCAAAUGUUUGGCCUGGAGAUCCAAAAUCAUCAAAAACUUUUCCCUACUCCAUAGCAUUUUAGCCUGGGUGAGUUUUCUCAAUUUCACGUAUUUCCUUGUAGGUAUAGUAAAAGCCUUUCCACUUAUGUAGAUCUGCUAAAUUCUGCUUAAGGGGCAUUUGAAAUUUUUGCUUCCACAUAACUGAUUAAUAACAGACCUCAGGGUCAUUCAUAGGGUGGCAAUCCCAAGCAUUCAGAUGCUGAGCAGGAGAGAGAAGGGAUCAUUCCUUUUCAGAUUUCUCAUCUAACAGCACCACCUUGGAAUGUUUUAAGUAGUUUUAUAAAUAAUUUGCUUAUAGUAUUGUUGUUAGUUUCAUUGAAUUUUAUGUAAGAAGCUGUCCAACACCAGAGAAAUGAAAUCGCCUCCUGUUCUGUGUAGAACAAGGUCUUUGACAGUCUUGAUUCAUGGAUGUACUAAUGCACUUAGAAAACAUUAAGAGAACAUCAUUUCUCAUGGUUUUUCUUUUUCGGAAAAUGAAUCUCCUGAAUUAUGAUCUUUCUCCCUGUUACUUGACUAAGAGAAGAGAUAAAACCUGUAUAAACAGAUUCCCUUCCAUGCUGAAAGCAGUGUUUCUGUGUGCGCAACUCAUGGCAGAAACGGGCACUUCUCGGUUAAUUAGGUUUCACAAACAGUAAUUUCUCAACAACAAAACCACAGCUUUAAGGGAGUUGAAAAGAGAUGAAUAGUAGAAAUAGUCACAUCAGUGCUUUAUUCUUUCUGUAGUUCAUCUCUAGAAAUUUUAAACGUUUGCAACAACAGAGUCUGCCUUUUGUGCAAAGCAAGAACCGAUGACUUUGUGUUAGUUAUGUCUUGCUUUCUCCAAAGCAGGCAUACCAAGACUUUCACAGAGAUUCAUUUUUGUCGAGAAAUGAGGGUGACUAGGAGGGAAGAAUUUGGGUCAAAUUCUAGUGAAAGUGCCCAAGUAAUCAAAAAGAAAGAUAUUUUAGGGACAUACCAACAGCUUCCCUUUCUGCUAAUUUCAUGCUCCAAAGACACCGCUAAAACAUAGAAAAUUCUUUUUGUGUUUUUAGUUUUCCCAUAGCAAAACUUUGUAAUUACAUCCAGACUACGUUAUAUAUUUUGUUACUCAAACUUUAUUACAUUGGAUGGGUAUUGUUGAACUGGGGCACUGGUGCCUAUAUUCAAGGCUCUUUCCUAUCAACUUGUCUGUCUACAAUUUGUUGUGUUGAAAAUUCAUUUUAAAAAUCACCCUCCCCUCCCCCGAAUGGUAGAUGUUUUAUUUUGUUCAUGUCUAUGUGGGACACAUCGCAUCACAUGGCAAACCAACUCUCCGUGGAUGUGAGAUAACUACUUAAAAACCAGCUUGAAAACAUUGUCUUUUGUAUUAUGUCAUCUUGCAUCAUAAUGCAAUUAUGUGUAUCAUAACAUGCUCAUUUUAAAUAAGAGAAACCAGCAAAUUCAUGUUUGUCCAUAGAAGAAUGUACUCAGAACUUUGUGUUGUGAAACGGUGAGAGCAGACCACCUUUAAGAUACCCACCUGCCACUUAAAAUGACUUAGUUAUAAUUAGUAGUAGUCUAGACAUCGCUCUUGGUGUGUGGGGGUCAAUUUGAAUGUCAUAUUCCUUUGAAUCAAUCUCUCAGUUGUAUUUGAAAAAAUACAUGGGAAUAAGAAAAAUAUCAUCUUUGGCCAAAUCAAGCAGGCAUCUUUUUCCUUUUUCUUGACACUUGGCUCAUUAUACAUGGUGAUUGGAUCACAAGAUCUCUCUGUGUAAAAAUACAAAAACAUCCUUCAGUUUACAAAACAGUUAUUCUAGGCGUAAAGCCUCUGAACAGCAAAUUGAAUAGAUGUGCUGCAUCUGAUUUGCUUUAUGGAUAUAAUUUUACAGAAGAUUCUUGGGUUUCUGACGCCAGAGACCUGGAGUGCCCAGAGGAGGUCCUACACAUUAAAGGAUAACACCCCCCGCAAUGAUACUGGCAAACAAAUGUGUUAAUUUCUUAAGUCUUCAUUUGGGUUUCUGUUCAGAGUUUUAAUUGCGAAUGAAUUUAUUUCUCCAGCUUAUCUAAAGAUCUAAUUUCCCAAUAGUUUCCUCUGCAUUUAUAUACUCUGUAGUGUUUAGGCAACCCCUUGUUAUAAGUUUAUUAAUAUUAUGUAAGUGUUGUUCUUGUAUUUAUGUAUAGUGUAUGUAUUGUAAAUAUACUCAGAGCUUUUUUCCUUUUACUGUAAAAUGGUGAUUUUUUUUUUGCCCUAUGAUAAUGUAAAGGGAGACCCUCCUAAUGAGAUUCUCUCAGAGGAUGAUUAUUCCAGUCUAUUCUCAGAGAUUUAAAUGAACAAGUGUUAUCGUUUUUAAUGGUGUCUCAGACAUAUUCUGUUGGUGCAUUGCUUUUCUGUAUUCAACUUUCCUAUGAAUUGAGCUGUGAACCGAAAUAGAGUUUAAACCUUUAACUGUAUGCAUUUGUAUAAUUAUCUGAAUGAAGGCAUGAAGGUUAAAUAAAGCAUUUUGUAUGGAA